AUGUCGCAAUACGACACCACGGACUAUUUGCUGGACCGAGCCAAUAUCCAUGACACCGUCACCAAAUUGGCCACAUAUGUUGAUAUGCAGCAGUGGGAUCAACUGGAGACCCAAGUGAUAGCAGACCCGAUCAAUCUUGACUACACUCUCAUGUUUGGAGGGGAGGUUGAGAGCAAAACAGCGCAAGACGCAGUUGCACACUGGAAGACCUUGAUGGAACCGAUGGAUGCUACACAGCACGUCGUAACCUCGCUCUUGAUCUCUCUCCCUCCUCCACCAGGCUCUAUGGAGAAAGUUGAGCAUGCGUCCGCCAUUGCGUAUUUUCUGGUGAAUAUCACCAAGAAGGGAACCACGGGCGGAGAGAAUACCACGAACGGAGGUCGCUACGAGAUUGAGUUGACCAAGGUGCUUAACACCGCAGGCAAUCCCUGGCGCAUCUCGACGCUCAGGGCCGUCCCCAUAUGGUAUGGAGGAAACACGAAAGUGUUGUUUGGGUAG
Molecule: messenger RNA, 498 nt
Organism: Capronia epimyces CBS 606.96
Lineage: Eukaryota; Fungi; Ascomycota; Eurotiomycetes; Chaetothyriales; Herpotrichiellaceae
Exons: 4
Coding region: 1-498 (165 amino acids)
Source: RefSeq, a predicted model, not a curated record